Molecule: messenger RNA, 2413 nt
Organism: Andrographis paniculata
Lineage: Eukaryota; Viridiplantae; Streptophyta; Magnoliopsida; Lamiales; Acanthaceae
Product: protein ALTERED PHOSPHATE STARVATION RESPONSE 1-like
Exons: 4
Coding region: 1-2148 (715 amino acids)
Source: RefSeq, a predicted model, not a curated record
AUGGGGUGUGUGGCCUCCAAGCUCGACGAAUCUCCGGCGGUUGCUCUGUGCCGCGACCGCUGCUCUCUCCUCGAUCAUGCCCUACGACGCCGUUUCGCCUUUGCUCAGUCCCACGCUGCUUAUCUCCUCUCCCUCAACUCCCUCGCUCUUUCUUUUAAUUUGCACCGCCUCUUCAUUCAUGAUUCCGACUCCGACUCCGACUCGCGUGCCCUGCAGCCUGAUGAGCUCCCCGGAGCACGAGGUUUAACGAAUCUUAAUUUCAUGAAAACCCCAACGACGCCUUCGCUUCUUUUUACACAACCGCCCAUGGUUCCAGAGACUAUGUAUUCACCUGAAUUUUCUGCAAAUGAUCAUAAUCAGAAUCAGGAUUUUGAUAAUAUUAACAAUUAUAAUUACGGUACUGGAGGUGGACUUGGAGGCGGUUCAUCUCCGCAGGCUUCUUACAGUGGGGAUAUUUUGUCUUCCACAGUAAUGAUGCCUUCAGUUUCGAAUGUAUCGCCGCCGCCGCCACUGCCAGCAGGAAGCUCCACGUGGGACUUUUUGAAUCCCUUUGACAGUGAUGAGAGCUAUUAUCCUGCUAAUAAUACUCAGAGCCGCGAUUCCAGGGACGUCAGGAAGGCAGAGGGGAUACCGGAUUUGGAGGAUGUCGACGACGAAGAGGAGGUUGUGAAGGAAAUUCAUGGCGAUGAGAGGCUUGUAGGAGGUGGAGAAACUGGCAUUCAAUCAAAGCCUGUAGCUCUGAAGGAUGUUCCAUUGCCAAAACAUAAUUCAAGGUCAAGAACAGGGGUGAAGAACAAUGUAGUGGAGUACAAGAAUGCAAAAGCUGCUCAAGGGAGGUUGAAAGUUAUGGCCAAGACCUCCCAAUUUAAGCCUCGCAGUAGGUUUAAGCAUGACCUUGAACUUGUGAAGGAAAUUCAGUUUCAGUUCGAGCGCGCUUCCAACUCCGGAAGUGAGAUCGCCAAGUUUCUCCAGGCCGGAAGCCUUCCAUACAAUGAAAAACACAGCAAUAAUCAGGCUUUGUCGAAGCUAUUGCAUUUACCUAUGGCAUCAUUCCUUCCGUCGCUGUCAAGAGGAAUCAACCAUGCCGAUCCCUCUGUCUUAAUUGCAGAUGAAGAUGUUGAAGUGAGAUCAAUAAACCAGUCUUCCACUUUGCACAAGCUCUACCUCUGGGAGAAAAAACUGUAUGAAGAGGUUAAGGCCGAGGAGAAACUUAGAGUCAUUCAUGAGGACAAGUCAAGAAAACUGAAGAAUUUAGAUGAAAAAGGUGCAGAGACUUCCAAAGUUGAUGCAAAUAGAAGCUUGGUGAGGAGCCUGUCUACAAAGAUUAAAAUUGCAAUGCAGGUAGUUGAUAAGAUCUCAGUGAAGAUAAAUAACUUGAGGGAUGAGGAAUUGUGGCCACAGAUACAAGAAUUGAUUCUGGGGUUUAACAGAAUGUGGAAGUCGAUGAUGGAGUGCCAUCACAGUCAGUUUCGAGCGAUUGGCGAAGCCAAACAAUUAGAUGUCUUGGCAUUCCCAAAGGCUUUUGGUAGUACACAACUAGAGGACACUCGGCAACUCGAACACCUAAUUAACUGGACUUUAGGUUUCUCUUCUUGGGUGGGUGCACAAAAGGAUUAUGUUCGAGCAUUGAAUAAUUGGCUGAUGAAAUGUCUCCUCUACGUUCCCGAAGAAACUCCUGAUGGCUUAGCUCCAUUCUCUCCCGGCAGAAUUGGCGCCCCUCCGGUGUUUGUUGUUUGUAACCAAUGGUCUAAAUCAUUGGAUGCGAUCUCUGAAAUAGAAGUGAUCGAUUCCAUGCGAGACUUUGCAUCAAGUGUCCUGAUUCAGUGGGAUCAGGCGAAGGCUGAAAUGCAUCAAAAGAUGUCGGCAAAUCAUGAUGAGCAGAAGAUCAAGAGCCUGGAAAAGGAAGACAGAAAGAUACAAAAGAAGAUUCAAACACUGGACAAAAGAAUGAUGCAGAUGAUGUCUUCUGUCAACAAUGGGAGUGUUGUUUAUAAGAGGGAGAGCAUUGUAGAAAGCCUGCGCCAUGUUUUCGAAGCCUUGGAAAAGUAUGCUGCAAGCUCUUUCAAAGUUUAUGAGGAGCUGUUGCAACAGAUGGACGAGGGAGGAAACCGUGUGGCCAAUGACCAUCCAAAUCCAAAAGCUUCAUAGCAUCGUUUUGUUGAGUUGAAACAAAACAUAGAAUGAAGAGUGGUGAAAUUAGGGUUUGAUCCUUUUAUACAUUUUGUGUCGUCUAAGUUAAUGUUGCAUGCACUUACAAUGCCUUCAUUGCUGGCUGCUUAAAAGAUAUUUGAGGAGGAAUAACAAAUAAGUAUGUGCUAUGCACAUUUGGGAGAGGUGAAAUGUGUAUCGUAAUACUAAUAAUAUAUGUAUUGUUGUACGACUACGUGAAAAUUCAGUUUUGUCUUUGAUUGUA